GAGAGAGAGAGAGAGAGAGAGAGAGAGCACGCGCGCGAGAGAGAGCAAUGCUCAGCCCGUUUUGACCAUCACUGCUUCUGCGUUUUCUAAAUGAUAGGGCUGCCUAUCGCAUCGUGUCAUCUGGGGUAAAAAACGGAAGGACUAUGGUCACAUCUCUCCGCCCGUCCUGCGUUGGCGCUGAGUAGCCGAUCUGUUGGUGCGGGCGACGGUCCGGAUCUGAGUUCCUCUCGAACCCCCCCGGUUCUUUUGCAGCUCAGGAUUUCUGCAUUUCCCCACACAACAUCCGCCACAACACACACACACAAAAUACACUCUUCAGGAGAACCGCCGCUGCAGCCAGGGACCUAAAUGGUGGAGGCGGUGGUGGAGUUUGAUUACGAGGCCCAGCAGCCUGACGAGUUGAGUCUGAGGCUGGGUGAUGUCAUCAUCAACAUUCGCCGCGACGACGGGGGCUGGUGGGAGGGCGAGCUGGACGGCCGCCGGGGAUUCUUCCCUGACAACUUUGUCCGGGAGUUGAAGAAGGAUGUGAAGAGAUCAGGAGGGCCUGCAGGUCCUCAUAAAGCAGAGCUCUCCAAUGGCGGUCCGACAGCCGGUCCUCAGUCUGAACCCAGCCUGAGACCGGCCAAGAAAGGUGAGCAGAUCCGUAAGCGGCGGUUCAAAGCGGCGUUCAGCUACAUGCCUCAGAAUGAAGAUGAGCUAGAGCUGAAGAUCGGUGACAUCAUCGAGGUCCUAACAGAGGUAGAGGAGGGCUGGUGCGAGGGCCUUCUGAAUGGUAAGACCGGGAUGUUUCCCUCCAACUUCACCAAAGAGAUUGUUGCUGAAUCAGGCACGCCCCCUUUGGGCACGCCCCCUCUGGACACGCCCACCUCCCAGGAGGAGCCCCGCAGCAGUGGCACCAGUAAAGAGAGUCUAGGCAGUGAGAGUGAUGGAGGUGACAGUAGAUCAGAAAUGGGAUCAGGAGAGAUUCAACCCAAGAAGGUACGAGGCUUCGGCUUCGGGGACAUCUUCAAAGACCAGCCCAUCAAACUCAGACCACGGUCCAUGGAGCUGGACCCGGAGUCAGACAGAACUCAUACAGUGAAAACAGCCACAGUUGCCGUGGACACCAUGAAGGCGGAGCCAGACGGAAAAUCGAAAGGUGGGCGGGAGAUGUGUAAAGUCCUCUUCCCUUAUGAUGCACAAAACGAGGACGAGCUGACAAUCAAAGAGGGCGAGAUGGUUGCCAUUAUUAGCAAGGACUGUGCGGACGCCGGCUGGUGGAUGGGGGAGGUCGGGGGUCGACAUGGAGUGUUCCCAGAUAACUUUGUCAAAGUGCUGCUGCCCGAGGUGGAGAAAGAGAGACCAAAGAAGCCCCCCCCGCCCAGUGGUUCGUCAACUAAACACACAUCAGAGAGAAAGUCAGAGUCCAGGAAGGUUCCUCCAGAGCGUCCGGAACACCUUCCCCAACGCGACGCAGAGAGAGGUGAAGAGACAAAGGUGGGAGACAUCCCUAAGCCCGCCCUCCCGUCUGUCCCUCCCAAGAAGCCCCUCCCCCCAAAGACAGGCCCCGCCUCUUCCUCCCAAGCCCCUCGACGCCCAGAGAGGCCGCGCACGAAGUGUGAAAGCCCUAAAUCUGAGGGCGGAGCUUCAACACCAGACUCUGCCUCUGACUUGUUACAUGACACCGAGGUGGACCUGGAUGCAGUGAUCAUAUCGUCUGAGAGGCUGAAUCAUCCCACGGCCUCACGACCGAGGAUAACCGACCGGCGACCUCGCUCACAGAUCAUCUCUCUUCCUUCUCUUUCGUCUGCUGACAUGCAGGACGUCCUAGCAGUGGAGGAGGAGAGGAGAGAGAAGGAGAGGAGAGAGAAGGAGAGGAGAGAGAAGGAGGAGCAGGAGGCGCCUCCCUUAAGGCCUGAGAACGUCUCGCGGAGGAAAGUAGUGCAAGUAGUGCCCUCCGUCACGAUCCCGGAUGGAAAGUCGGCCCUGCCGCCUAAACCAAGCAUCCCGAACCCCAGCAGCAGCUCCAGCCACCGCUCCAUCUCCCCUUCCUCCUCCUUGGUGCGAAGCCCCUCCCCCUCCACUCUAAGCCCCUCCCCCGAGCUCCGCCACUUCCCCAUGACUCCCGUCACUCUGGAGGAACUCCGAGCCCAGCUGAGGGAACUGAAGACCUCCGUGGAACUACUCAAGAGCCAGCACAGGCAGGAGAUGAGGCAGCUGAACAGCGAUCUGGAGGAGGAGAAGCGGAGCCGCAUCUCCCUACAGAUGGAGGUAGAGCACAUUAAGAAGAACCUCUCCAAAUGACGAGCCCAGCGCCAGCACUGGCGCGCUCUGAUGACAUCACCACACCGGAUGCCCCGCCUUUUAGAAUAAACCAUUAUGAGGUCUUCUCAAGCCUCACACGCACCCACGUCUAGUUUGUGCCAAAUGCCACAUGGUCAUCAUCAUCAUCAUCAUCAUCAAUGUGAUGUCAAUGACUAAACGAUACAAAGAGCCAUGUCACAUCCCCACACACACACACACACACACACACACA
Messenger RNA from Gadus morhua (Atlantic cod), 2515 nucleotides. RefSeq names its product SH3-domain kinase binding protein 1 (gene sh3kbp1). Gene Ontology annotation, molecular function: protein binding. Gene Ontology annotation, biological process: actin filament organization; cell migration. The record is from RefSeq and is a predicted model, not a curated record. The coding region runs from base 349 to 2283 and encodes 644 amino acids. The transcript has 19 exons. Lineage: Eukaryota; Metazoa; Chordata; Actinopteri; Gadiformes; Gadidae.